AUGGGGAGAAAGAAAAUACAGAUCACGAGAAUAAUGGAUGAACGGAACAGACAGGUCACCUUUACAAAGAGGAAGUUUGGAUUAAUGAAGAAGGCAUAUGAGUUGAGUGUACUCUGUGACUGUGAAAUAGCACUCAUCAUUUUUAACAGCUCUAACAAACUCUUUCAGUAUGCCAGCACUGAUAUGGACAAAGUUCUACUUAAAUAUACAGAAUACAACGAGCCCCAUGAAAGCAGAACCAACUCAGAUAUCGUUGAGACCUUAAGAAAGAAAGGCCUUAAUGGUUGUGAGAGCCCUGAUGCUGACGAUUACGCUCUGAACAAGAAGGAACACAGAGGGUGCGACAGCCCGGACCCUGACACUUCAUAUGUGCUCACGCCACAUACAGAAGAAAAAUAUAAAAAAAUAAAUGAAGAGUUUGAUAAUAUGAUGCGGAAUCAUAAAAUCCCUGGCUUGCCUGCCCAGAACUUCUCGAUGUCGGUUACAGUUCCAGUGUCCAAUCCCAACACUUUAACCUACAGUAACCCAGGGAGUUCCCUUGUAUCCCCAUCACUGGCAGCCAGUUCAUCGUUAACGGACACGACCAUGCUCUCGCCACCUCAGACCUCCCUGCAUCGGAACGUAUCACCUGGGGCCCCUCAGAGACCACCGAGUACUGGUAACGCAGGUGGAAUGCUGGGGACAACUGACCUCGCAGUGCCAAAUGGAGCUGGUACCAGUCCAGUUGGAAAUGGGUUUGUGAAUUCUCGAGCUUCACCAAGUCUGCUCGGAACUACUGGUGGUGGGAACGGCUUAGGCAAAGUCAUGCCUACCAAGUCUCCACCUCCGCCUGGAGGAGGUAAUCUUGGAAUGAACAAUCGCAAACCCGACCUCCGUGUUGUCAUCCCACCCUCCAGCAAGGGUAUGAUGCCCCCAUUGAAUACCCAAAGGAUAAGCAGUUCUCAGUCUACACAGCCUCUUGCUACCCCUGUGGUGUCUGUGACAACUCCGAGCUUGCCUCCGCAGGGACUGGUGUAUUCGGCCAUGCCUACUGCCUACAACACCGAUUACUCCUUGACUAGCGCAGACCUGUCUGCCUUGCAGGGGUUUAACUCCCCGGGAAUGCUGUCCCUGGGGCAGGUGUCUGCCUGGCAGCAGCACCACCUCGGCCCCGCGGCCCUCAGCUCUCUCGUUACUGGCAGCCAGCUAUCUCAGGGUUCAAAUUUAUCCAUUAAUACCAACCAAAACAUCAACAUAAAAUCUGAACCAAUUUCACCUCCCCGGGACCGUGUAACUCCCUCGGGGUUCCCGCAGCAUUCGCGGCAGGAAAUGGGCCGCUCUCCUGUGGACAGCCUGAGCAGCUCCAGCAGCUCCUACGACGGCAGCGACCGGGAAGACCCGAGAAGCGAUUUCCACUCGCCCAUCGUGCUGGGCAGGCCACCCAAUUCCGAAGACAGGGAGAGUCCGUCGGUAAAACGAAUGAGGAUGGACACGUGGGUGACAUAAACCUGCAGCGCUGCCUCUUCAGUUUUGUGUUCUCAAAGCGAACUGUCCUGACAUAUCUAAAUUUAUAAAUAAGGACACGAAAUAAGUAUAUUUAUAUGUAUAUACAUACAUGCAUAUAUAUAUCGUCACCUGCGUAUAUAUGUGCUCGUGUGUGUAGCAUACACAAAAUCAUCAGGCACUUACGACAAACUCCUUGUGUAGCUGCAGCUGUCCCAUGGCAAACCGUAACAGAACAAUCCCGUAGGUAUUGAGCUAGUCUGGCGCUUACCCGGACUUGGUGUUUUCCUAACGUAACCCGUUUGGCAGAGAACCGUUGUACCCGCGUUGUAAUCCCACCACACUAGACCGCAGAAACCGAGAGGGCUCGCCUGUAGUAACGUCCCUGUGUGUUUUAUUCAAGCUGUAUGGUUACUCGUAGUUAAGAAAUAAUGCUUUGUAGCAGCAGAGCAGUAGAAAAGCAGGAAGAAGAAAGCAAUACUGUACAUAAAAUGACCUUUAUAUUACCCAACCUGGCAUGGGUCUCUAUUGCAGAGGGUGCAUGGAGAAGGGCUGAUGCUAUAAGAAAUAAAAAAAACAAAAACAAAAACCCUGUUUUGCACGUGCAAAAAAAAUAGUGUAUUGGGUCAAAGAGGUGAUUUUUUUUUUUUAAUGAGUGAAAGAGAGACAUAGAGAACUCGCAUGAAAUAUUCAGAAAAUAUUAGCCUAGAAAAUAGAACAUUAACAAAAAUAAAAUUAAUAUAUUAAGUUAUAAUUGGAAUAUGUUUGACAAAUUUGUUUUUACGUUCAUACCUUUGAAAAAUAUAGAAACGGAUUUUAGCUCAUGUAUAUUUUAUAUUAAAGAAAACAAUACCCUAAUGAAUUGAAGACUAUAUAUAAAGUUAUAUACAGUACUUUUGAACACAUUCUGCUAUGAAUUAUUUAUAUAAGCCAAAGCUGUAUGUUGUAGCUUUUUUGUAGAGUAUAGUUUUAUCUUUUUUUGACUUUCUAGUUUUUGCUUUCAAAGAUGAAAAGGAAAAACUUGCAGGCGGAACCUUGGGGGAAAAAUAAGCCAUGAACACUUAUAUGUAAAUUUAAAUUUGAGCCAAACUCUUUGUGUAAAUAGCAUCCUAAAUAUAUUAUCACCUUUGGUGUAAGUACCUAUGUAUUGUACGUUCACCAGAUUAAAAAGUAUAUUUUUGUGGAUUGACGCCAACUUGAAAAAAGGCGAGGUCCUUAUUAAGUAGAGUAUUCACUGUUUAAUAUUUACUAUUUUGUUAAAUAUACUGUACUUUCUUUGGAUUUUAAUUAUUAUUAAUAUUAUUAUCCAGAUUUUUCAGAGGGUGUAUAAAGGGGUUGUCCCCCUCACUGGUGGUGAAUGUGUGCCGUUAAAUUGUAAUCUCUGUGCUGUAUGGUUAAGCUUCAUUAUACAUUUUAUAUAUAUGUAUAUAAAUAGCAAAAGGGCAAAAAAAAAAAUCCGGUGUUAAGUUCAUCCUGCAUAAAUAUAAAAAAAAUCUGUUACAACACAUUUUAAGGCAUCAUUUUAAAGCUGC
Molecule: messenger RNA, 3014 nt
Organism: Opisthocomus hoazin
Lineage: Eukaryota; Metazoa; Chordata; Aves; Opisthocomiformes; Opisthocomidae
Source: RefSeq, a predicted model, not a curated record